UGGCGUGAGCACGCCCGUGUACAAGGCGCAGAGCCGAGAGGUCGUCCCCGCGCAGCGCCAGCAGUCUCCGGGCGUCGCCCUGGGCAUGAUGAGCUCCCCGGGCGGAGGCGCCGCCCUGCGCGAGCGCGUGGCGUCGCCGCACCGCGUCACGUCGCCGCCCGUCAAGCUGCAGGAGCCGCAGCGCCUGGCCAGCCCGCCCGUCAAGAUGGCCGACUCGCGCGCGCAGCACGACUACGGCAAGGUCGACUUGCCCAAGCUGGAGGGCUCGCCCGCGGGCGGCGUGGGCGUGCCGCGCCUCAGCCCCGCGGGCCUCGGCAGCCACUUCGUGCAGCAGUACCCGGAGCGCGACACGCCGGCCGCGUCGCAGAGCGGCGGCAGCGGCGCCGCCGUGUGGGAGGGCGGCUACCCGCUCACGCCCGAGAAGUACUCGGUGUCCGGCCCGCCCACCUCCACGUACUCGCCGCUGCCGCUGUCGGCGCUGCACAUGCAGUCGUCGCCGUCGCACGGGCAGCGCGUGCAGCACGACCCUCCCGAGAAGGUGCUCGACGCGCUCGACCAGAAGAAGGACCUGAGUUACUCCUGCAGCAGCGGCAACAACAACAGCAGCAGCCCGGGCGCGGAGGACGCCGUCGAGGACAAGUACCGGGAGUACCCGGCGGAGAAGGACGAGGGCGGCGACCAGGAGGUGCUGGUCGACGGCUGCGACCUGCAGAAGCUGGCCGAGGUGACCAGCAAGACGGCGCUCACCGUCCUGCCCGACGACGUCGACACCUACAACGAGCUGAACAAGCACCACCUGAACGGGCACCUGAGCGCCCACCUGGACCACCUGGGCCGGCCCGCGGGCCAGCUGACCCCCGAGAGCACCGACUGCGGCUCCCUGAGCAAGAGCUCCUCCGACGGCGACCACAUGAUGAACCGCAAGCGGCCGCCGACCAAGCUCAAGUCGAAGCGGCGGAACAUCCUGUCGUUCCCGCACCACCUCUCCGUGGACGAGCUGCGCGUCAUACAGCGCCGGCAGGACUCGUAUGGCGGCGGGUCGUCCUCGGACGAAAACAGGUCGUCCGGCCACGCCUCCAUGUCCGACGGCCACACCUCCUCCUCGCCGCCCAUCGACUCGCUGCCGCGCCACGACCACCUGAGGUCCAACCUGAAGGUGGUGCCCGAGGACGAGCGCCUCUCUGCGGCCGUGACCUCGGUGGCGGCGGGCUACAAGGGCGCGGGAUCCGGCCGGCGAGGUCAGCCCAGGCCGCGCCACAGAGCCACGCCCUCCAAGGACGACCUGUCCCUCCCGCUGGAGAGCGCCAGCGGCCUGGAGGACAUCAAGCAGGCCAUAGAACAGCUGACGAUGCGCUCGCAGGGCUCGAGGACCAGCUACUCCACCUCGACGUACUCCUCGAUGUCGGGGUCGGAGGGCGAGCCCGUGCGCCGCCUCAUGCGCCACUCGUCCCUCGAGACCAUCAACACCAACGUCACCGCCGCCGACGAGUUCGUGUGGGUGGACUCGCACAACAGACUGGUGGAGCUGCAGCAGCUGCCGUGGAGCAACCACGACGUGCUGCGCGUGGUGCAGCAGGGCCGCGUGCGGGAACAGCUGGACCGCGUGAGCAUGGAGGCCGUGCCCAGACUCUCGUACCUUCUCCAGAGGGCGCUGGUGCGCGUGGCCCGGGAGGCGCAGAGGCUCACCCGCCCCCUGGCCAUGUGCAGCAAGCAGGAGGUGUCGUCCGCCCUCAAGAUCGUCCUCUCGCCCGCCCUCGCCGACUCCUGCAUCAAGGCGUGCUUGCGAGCCGCGGCCAUGUACACGGUGUGCGGCGACCAGCUGCGGCAGUCGAAGAGCGCGCGAGCGGGCCUCAACCUCUCGGUGGGUCGCUUCAUGAGGUGGAUGUGCGACGUGCGGAUCGGGAAGUUCAUCCACGAAUACGCGGCCGUGUACCUGACCGCCGGGAUGGAGAACCUCCUGGAGGAGAUGGUGCUGCAGUGUCUCCCGGCGGAGGAGGACCACAUGCUCACCGCCAGCGUCUUGGAGCACGCCAUCGCCAACAACGGGGACCUGUGGGGCCUGCUGCAGCCCUACGCCCACCUCAACGCCGGGAGAACCGCUACGGGCGCGCUGUGCCUCCCGCGGUGGGCCAGCACGGCCAGCAUCGAGGCGGCGUCCGUGAGCAGCGCGUCCACGGGCGGCAGCCGGUCCAGCGGCGCCACCACGGGCUCCUCGGGGGCGUCGGGGGCCUCGGGCUCCUCCGUCCCGCCCUCGGCAGCCAACGACGGCGCAGGCGGCGGCAGUGGGGCCUCCGGCAGCAGCAGCGGCCCGCAGCCUUCGAGGUGUUCUUCGAGCGUGACCCUGACCCCCGAGGAACACUCAAGGAGCAGCAAGGUAAAGACUCUGGAGCAGUCCCUCCUGACGACGUGCGUGGGCUCCCUCGCCGAGCUGAGCGAGCUGCUGGGGCGCGUGGCCCCCACCACCACCGCGCGGCCAACUCCUCCUCCCCGACCCGCGCCCAGCUUAACACUUCAUGAAACGCAAACAAAAGCAAACACGAUGGUAACCGUGCCCCGCCCCCCACAGGUGACCUGGGGACCGUCCGCCCUGCACGCCCUCUUCUACUUCAUGCGCUGCAGCCAGCUGGAGCACGCCGAGCACGCCUCCCGCGCCCCCAUCCAGGAACUGGUGUACGAGCGCCCUUACAUCGUGCUGCCGCCCCUGCUGGAGUGGGUCCGCGUGGCCACCGCCCACACCGAGCACAGGCACUCCACGGUGGUCGACAAGGACGACGUCAUGCAGGCCGCCCGCCUCCUCCUUCCCGGCGUCGACUGCCCCGUCAGGAUGAUCGGGUACGAAGAACUCAUGUGCCCGCGCCGACAGCUGGACGAGAUGGAGUGCGCCAAGAAGUUCAAGGUGGACCUGGCCUUCAAGAUGCUCUCCUGCGGGCGCUAUGACCUGGUGCCGCACGCCCUCCAGCUGCUCCCGGCCACUAAGGUGAACACGGUGAACGAGUACGGCUUGACCCCGCUCAUGCUGGCCUGCAUCCGCGGCGACGAGCCCAUGGUCAACAUGCUCCUGGACGCCGGCGCUGACGUGGACGCCGAGACGCCCCCGACGGGCCCCGCCUACCUCAUGGCCAACCCAGAGACGCAGCACUGGACGGCCCUCACCUACGCCGCGAUACAUGGCCACAUCAACCUGGCCAAGACGCUGCUCGAGAAGAAUGCUAAUGUCGAGGGAGGCGCGAGGCUGGCCGAGGAGAAGUGCACGGAGACGCCGCUGCAGGUUGCAGCGGCCGCAGGGAACACCGAGAUGAUGGCUCUCCUGCUGUCCUACGGCGCCAACCCCUAUCUGUCGACGCUCAUGAAGGACUCCCUGUGCUACUCCGGCGCCGCGCAACGAGGCUGCUACGCUGCCAUCGCCGUCGCUGCGGCUCACGGCCAGAGGACGAUUCUUCACAAGCUUCUGUCACAGCCUCAGCACGCCUCAGCGCGGGAAGUCCUCUCCCUGGAAGAGAUCUUGGCCGAGGGCGCCAACGGGAACACGUCGGACCGAGAUCGCCGACCUGGCCGCCAGAUGUGCAUCGUCGACGACCCCUUCGGGAGAGGCAGCCUCGCCUCCUCGGCCUCGGACUCCUCGCAGGUCCUCAAGCUCACGAAGCAGCAGAUAAAAACCCUACAGGAAGCCAUGUACCACUCGGCGGAGUCCGGCCAUCUGGAAAUGACGCUGGACUUGCGAAAUCUGGGCGUGCCGUGGACGCUCCAUUGCUGGAUGCACACGCUGGCCACCGCCCACGAACACCGCCUCGAGUCCAUCAUUGAUCAGCUGUUGCAAGACUUCCUGCAAGUCUGGCCGGACGAUUACUCGGCCCAGUUUGUGGACGAGUGCUUGCCGCUGCUCUUCACUAUCUUCAGAUAUAGCAAGAACGAAGGGACGUCCCUCCUGCUCGCCGACAUCUUUUCCUCCUGCUACGGCAAGGAGGCGAUCAAGGAGAUCCGCGACACGACCAUCUCGGGCGGCGCUCGCAUCGACCCCAAGUUCGUCAAUAACCCCGAGCUGUCCGACGUCCAGUUCCGGGUGGAGGGGCGGGUCUUCUACGCCCACAAGAUCAUUCUGGUGAACGCGUCGUCGAGGUUCAAGCAGAUGCUGAGCUCCAAGUUCUGCGAAGGCAACCCUCCCAUCGUGCAGAUUCAUGACAUUAGAUAUGACAUUUUUGAGCUCGUGAUGCAAAGCCUCUACAAAGGAGGGUGCGAGAACCUGGAAGUGGAAGCCGGAGACGUGCUAGAACUCAUGGCCGCAGCGAACUUCUUCCAGCUGGACUCCCUUCUGCGAUACUGCGAGUCACGUUGCUCAAAGCUGGUUCAUUUGGAUAAUGUUGUGUCCAUGUACAUUCAUGCUAAGGUUUAUAACGCCGUUCAGCUGCUGGAGUACUGCCAGGGCUUCCUGCUGCAGAAUAUGGUCGCCUUGCUCACCUUCGACGACUCGGUGCGACGUCUCAUCUUCGGCAAGAAGCUGCACAACCACGACGUUCUAGCAGGUCUGCUGAUCACCCUGCAGGCGCGCAUCAAGGCCCGCUCUUCCCCAAGAGCAGGCAAGAAGUGAGAGGAGCGACGUUAUGGAAACGGAAUCCUCGAAAAAAGCAAUUGCUCAUAGCCUCCUGUGUGAGAGCUGCUCACUCUGCAGGUUGCGGGGUGCAAUGGCUCCUGUAGUAGGACGAAAGCAGGCGAAACGUGAUGGCAUAGACUGAAGUUCUAUCAUCAUGUUCUGAAGGCAAAUGAUCACAAGAUUUCCAUACUUUACUUUGGGUAAACAAAAGAAUUUCAUGGACUCAGAUCAUCUGCCUUCAGAUUAUGCUAACAAUCUGUGAUUAAUUCUUAAAAAGCUUUGUUCAGUAUUUACACUAACUAUACUGAGUAUAAAGUUUGUUACAAUGCGAUGUACUAUAUCAUGAAAACCACGUGUUUUAGUGGAGUCACCAGGCUUGUACAUAAACAAUGAUGGCAUAUCUGAUUGUCCAUAAUAUAGCACUUUUGCUGUGCAUAGUUCAUAUAUGUAUAUACACACCAGGUAGGAGUAUGCCCUGCUGUCACAAAGAGGGAGGUGACAGCGUAUGGCCAUUUACAUAAGAGUAUUUCAAAUUUAAGGAUGUAAAUUCGAUAAUGUACAGAAAAUGGUUGCGGGUUUCAUGACAUCCUCCCCGAGGAUGCGGUUUUCAUGAUUAUAGAUUCUAGUUCGAGUGUAAACUAAAAGAGAACGCGCCAAAACCCAACCUCAGGUUGCAGAUCAGGAGUUGAUUUUUAGGAUUACAAAAUCAACUUUUUAGUGCUAAACAAGUUUUGCUGCUGCAAGAUUUUACAGAUCUUCACAGACAGUUGAGUGCCUAUCAGUGACCUGACAGACAGUCCAGUGCCGUGGAUUUUGUGCCAAAACUUGUGCCAAUAAGUGUUUUCAUAAGUGCUGCUGAUAAGAUUUAUUAAGAAAUCCCGAAACAGAAAUGUGAAAGACGAACACUGCUGCAAAGGAAAGUGAUCCGUGAAACAUUUCUGAAACUGACCCAGUGUCCGAGUGAAAGGUCUGUCUGCUCAAAUAUCUCCUUAAUCACAGUAGUUUUGUUUGGUGUAUAAAGAGGUUGCAUUGAAAAGCACGCACGGAGGAGGAGGAACAAAACUGACUUUUACUGGUGCUGCGUUGUACAUGAACUCAUUUUUCUAGGAUUGAGAACAUUGUUCCAUUCGCCUUAGACAUAGUGCAAGUUUGGAACAGAAGCUAGCAGUGUAAUCCUAAAAGAGAAGGAAUACCAGUGACACACCAAUCAGGAAUAUUAUUUGUUAUGCUUUGUUAUUUUUUUGUAAAUUUAUUAUGGACUUCUGUCAAUGUAUUAUUAUAUGUCGUACAUUUGUACUUAAUUUUGACAUAAGUAUGAAUGAGAUUUGUGUUUUUUCCACUACUUUUUCUUUUAGAGGAAACAUAUUUAAUACAUAGCUAGAUGAAAUUUCAAAAGUAUCGCCUGCGUUUCACUGAAUAAGCAGUUUCAUGUGUAAAAAAACUUUGUUGUGUGAUUAUUUUUGGAUUUAGAAAUUUGGUAACACAAGUAUAUAAUUGAGAGAGAGAGAGAGAGAGAGAGAGAGAGAGAGAGAGAGAGAGAGAGAGAGAGAGAGAGAGAGAGAGAGAAGAGAGAGAGAGAGAGAGAGAGAGAAGAAAGAGAAGAGAGAGAGAGAGAGAGAGAGAGAGAGAGAGAGAGAGAGAGAGAGAGAGAGAGAGAGAGAGAGAGAGAGAGAGAGAGAGAGAGAGAGUCGUAUUCUAUCCCUUUUUUUGUAUUAUAAUAUUCUUACAAAUUCCAAAAUAGUCACGAGCAACUUACCCACUUUACUGACUACUGAACACUUCAAUAUAAGUGUUCUUUAGUUCUCCCAGGAGUUCUUUUUAGUGCAAUAUUACGUUAACUAUUUAAUCCUUUUCCAUUGCAUUUACUUCCUAAAGAUAAGUAUGUUUCCUUCACGAGAUUCAAACAAUAAACAAGCCAACUUUUUGCCUCCGUAUGCUCAUCCCUAUACAUGUACAGUACCUUGUCCUUAGUCACAAGACCGUCUGGAUGGUGAUAAUGAUUAACGAUCGUCUAAGUAACGGACCUUAACCUUUUAUGUGAAAGAGAAGAAUGAUUAGUUUCGUUUUAUUAGUCACCGAGUCAAAAGAUCAAAUUCUUUCCCUUUGGAAUUGGUAGCAAAAACAUUUCACUUUCUUGAGAAGACUCUAGAUAAGAGGAGGAAAGAGAGACCGCAGGCAGGGACAGGGACGUCUCGUGACGAGGCCUUGCAACAGAGCUAUUCCGGAACCCCCCCACCCCCACUGUUGUACAAUACCACUACCUCAGGUCUACUUGUGUCGUCCUGUGUGUUUGUUUAUUUUUGUUGUUAUUGUUCUCUGUAUAUAUUGUUCACUGCCAGCUAGAAUUCUACAAGUGCCAAGCAGUUUUCUUGCUUCGUUGACGCACUGGAUUUGACAAGUGCUCAAGCAUACCUGUUAGCCCUGCUACACAAGGCAGUUUGUACAUACAUAUAGCAACAUAAUCUCCAAUUAUAGUUUAAUGAUUAUAUUUCAUUUCAUUUGAAUUGUGUAGUAUAUAGUUUUCAUUUUUUAAAAAGAAAUUCGACAGCCUUUUUUCUAUUCACUCUUCUAUUGUUUUCUCAUUAUUCUCUGCAUUUUGCUCUAUAUAACUUAAGGAAUUUAUAAAUAAUGAGACAGUAGUUACUCAUUACAUGCAGAACAACAGCAGCAGAAGUACUAUAGUUUUUUUUUACUGUUCACUGAAUGAAGUGGUACAUAAACUUUUAUUUCUCCUCUGUUCUCCCCACCCUUUAGAAUGAAUACAAAAUAUUAUGCACGUGCAGGGUUUUAUUAUAUACAACAUUGUGCGUGUGUGUGUGUGUGUGUGUGUGUGUGUGCGUGUGCGUGUGCGUGUGCGUGUGUGUGUGUGUGUGUGUGUGUGUGUGUGUGUGUGUGUGUGUGUGUGUGUGUGUGUGUGUGUGUGUGUGUGUGUGUGUUAUGUAUGAAUGUUUUACGAAUGUAAAUGCGCGCGCACCAACACACGCACGCACACGCACACG
Molecule: messenger RNA, 7587 nt
Organism: Penaeus vannamei (Pacific white shrimp)
Lineage: Eukaryota; Metazoa; Arthropoda; Malacostraca; Decapoda; Penaeidae
Source: RefSeq, a predicted model, not a curated record